This is a messenger RNA of Besnoitia besnoiti, 621 nucleotides long. RefSeq lists its product as uncharacterized. Lineage: Eukaryota; Apicomplexa; Conoidasida; Eucoccidiorida; Sarcocystidae. The transcript has a single exon. The record is from RefSeq and is a predicted model, not a curated record. Bases 1 to 621 code for a protein of 206 amino acids.
AUGCGAACACCGAAACACACUCACACAGAACAACUGAAGAGAUUAGAUCCACAUACGCCGGAGUCCAGCUACGGAGAGAAAGUGAACAAGUCAUUCCGAGAGCAAACCGUAGCGUCUAGUGUGGCCUGCAUCGAGCAGACCGCGAAAAGCCGUCCGCGAGAGAACAGAUCUUCAGCAACGAGGGCAGGCAGCACCCGCGCACGCGCCAAGUCGCGAGGCGCUGUCGAUGUUGUGGGUCACAGAGCGGAGGAGGAAAAACCGAGGGAAUUGCGAGGCGCGCAGGAGAAAUACACCAAAAAUGGCCUCGACAGCCGGAAUCCCCUGGAUUCAUGUGCGCAUGCGCAGCUGCGCGUGCGUGGCGGAACCAAGCAAACGUUUUCGCUGAAGAACAGCCGUAAACGCAGUCUGUGUCCUUUCCGCGGAAUCAAGCAUCUCGACAUCUCACUCCAUGAAGAGCGGAGACCGGAAAUGAAUUACCGACCGCGGAGAAGAGUGCCCAAGAGCGAUCCUGCCCGCCGGGGUCAAACGUGCAUGCGCACAGAAGCAGCGGGACAGGUGUCAAACGAACCAGGGCACCGUGGAGCAACUGAUAACGAUCUGGCUUCUAGCAGAGAUGUGUAA